Molecule: messenger RNA, 4988 nt
Organism: Mugil cephalus (flathead mullet)
Lineage: Eukaryota; Metazoa; Chordata; Actinopteri; Mugiliformes; Mugilidae
Gene: plekha7b
Product: pleckstrin homology domain containing, family A member 7b
Exons: 28
Coding region: 261-4298 (1345 amino acids)
Molecular function (GO): protein binding
Source: RefSeq, a predicted model, not a curated record
AGGCUGGCUGGUCUUAAUGGUACCGAUCACUAGUCUACCGCUCUUAGAGACAGUUCAGUGAUUGCGUGAAUAUUUAGCUCCACCUAAGCAGUCGAACACAGGAGAGAGCGGGAAAGGGGAUGUUUUGAAUGAACUGACGCCACGGUGCUCAGCAGAGAACGUCAGCAACAGCAGCACUAACAGCUGAGAGAGUACACACACACACACACGCCACCACUGAGACGAGCACAGCACAGCAAAACCACAGACCUGCAGCUAACAUGCUGGGCCAGCCAGGACAAUCCACCUCGCACGUCCUUUCCAAGAGGCAGCCGGUGUAUGGAGCCACUCACAGCCACAACUUGAGGGCGACGUCGUUUCGACAUCCUGUGACUGGACAGAUUUCCCCUGAAAACACAGAAUACACACUACAAGACAGGCUAGAAUCCCGUAUGUCCAAGUCAGCGGCCAAUCAGAGAUCUCCCAGCAUGGUCACACAGUCCUCCAAGGCUGUGACCUCAGCAGCAGUGGACGUCACCUCAGGGUCAAAGGGCUUCAGAGGUACAGGGAAAGUACACAGUUUUGGCAAGAGGGAUCAUGCUAUUAAAAGAAAUCUAAACAUCCCAGUGGUGGUUAGAGGCUGGCUCUACAAGCAGGACAGCUCUGGCAUGCGACUGUGGAAACGGAAGUGGUUUGUUUUGUCAGACUACUGCUUGUUUUACUACAAAGACAGUCGAGAGGAGACGGUGCUCGGUAGCAUCCCUCUGCCCAGCUAUGUCAUUGCACCAGUUGAGCCCGAUGACCACAUAAACCGCAAAUAUGCUUUCAAGGCGAGCCAUACAGGAAUGCGCUCCUACAUUUACAAUAAGAACUCUGUGAUUGGCUCACAGGCAGAACACUGCGGGAUGCGGACAUAUUUCUUCAGUGCGGACACACAGGAGGACAUGAAUGGCUGGAUCCGGGCCAUGAACCAGGCUGCGCUGAUGCAGCAGAGUCACACUAUAAAGAGAGAGUUGGAUAAGCCGGAGAAAACAGCACAGCAGGCAGUCCCACAGACCAACCAUGUCCACAUCAGCCAGAACUCAUGUCAGUCAGAAAGGACAGACAGAGAGCAACCUCAGGAUAAUGGCUAUAGACAGGCUCAUGGAGAUGAGGUGAGGUAUGGCUUAGAGAUCCCGGGGAAGCCCAGCCACUCAGCCCCGCAGGACAGAGUAGAGCGACUGUCCCCAGACUGUGUCAAUGGUGCCGCCCACAAGAACGGACAGCAGACUGUAAUCCAAGUAGCUCUACCACCGGAACAAAACGGAAAUCUCGUCUAUCAGAGGGGCUUUGUUUCACGUAAAGACACUGAGAAACAUGUGCAGAGGAAGAACACGCUGGCUCAGGUGGAGCAGUGGGUCAAAGUCCAGAAAGGAGACCCACCAAAGAGUGCCCCAUGUGCCGAGUACAACCUUCCUCGCCGGACUCCACCUUUAAAGCCCAAAGCCAGCACUGCAGAAGUCACCUAUCAGUCGUUGCCAAAGUCUCCCCGUCUUCCUUCAGACAGCAGCUCUCCUCCAGCAACAUGCAACCUGCCCAGUGACUAUAAGUAUGCCCACGACCGGCUCAGCCACUUCCGGAUGUCCACCGACGAGCGAAUGGCCACCAAGGAGGGAAUGGUGUGGCAGCUGUACGAGUGGCAGCAGCGGCAGCAGUUUCGUCACGGCAGCCCCACCGCUCCUAUCUACACGGGCCCUAACUUCACAGACUCUUCAUCUUUCAGAGUCACCGUGGAGAUGCCGCGCUCCAUCUCCGUCCCUCCAUCUCCGUGCGAAGUCCCACCAUCGGUCCCCUCCUCCUUCAAGCCGCUGUCCCCGCGCAGGCCACACACCCCUUCAGACAGACGCACCGUCAGGCCCCUAGAUGAGGUGGUUCCCGGGGACAGCACAAGAUCCAGCUCCCCGGGACAUAUCUGUGCCCAUCUUUCUCAGACUUCCCAAAUAGAGAGAAGGUCCGUGCCAGCCAUGGGCUACAUCACACACACCGUCAGUGCUCCCAGCUUGCAUGGCAAAACGCCUGAGGAGUUGACUCUGCUCCUCAUUCAGCUUCGGAGGCACCAAGCCAAGAUGGCUGGUGUGCAUAGCCCCAGCAAUGCGUUCGCUCACCUGCAGCACCACCAGCACAACGGCCUUCUAGGCCCCAGCAUGCAGGCUGAUGAUACUUACAUACAACUGAAGAAGGACCUGGAGUAUCUAGAUCUGAAGAUCCAAAGUAUUGACCCGACGAUCGUUUCAGUACACAGUGUAUUUGAAAUCCCCACUUCAAGUUCUGGGCAUUGUUUGAAUGUUACUGGACGUGAGAGUUUAAAAAAAGAAAGACCAUCAAGGCCUGUGAAAAUAGCAGAAAGUGAUGCGGAUGUGAAGUUAAGUCGAUUGUGUGAACAGGACAAGAUUUUACAGGAUCUAGAGGCCAAGAUACGCACUUUGAAGGAGGACAAGGACAAGUUGGAGUCUGUGCUGGAUGUUUCCCACCAGCAGAUGGAGGAGUACAGAGAUCAGCCAGCUCAUGCUGAGAAAAUUGCUUAUCAACAGAAAUUACUACAAGAGGAUGUGGUCCACAUUAGAGCUGAAAUAUCUCAAGUGUCCACAGAGAUGGAGAAUGCAUGGAAUGAGUACAGCCGACUGGAGAGAGACGUGGACUGGCUGAAGGCCGCGCUGCAGGGACAGAUGGGCCGCAGUGAUCUUACUCAGCAAGAAAAAGUGCAACUCAGAAAGGAGCUUUGGAGGAUUGAGGAUGUUAUCGCAGGCCUCAGCACCAGUAAAGCCAACUACAAAGUCACUAUCUCCUCUGUUACCAACCCAGAGAGGAAAUUUGUGCCUUCAGUGUCGGUGUCAUCAGUGCCUUCUGUGUCUGGGAGCCCGUCUGCUAUGGAGAUGAGAUUGUCCCAGCAGCAGCAGCAGCACAGCCCCCACCUCAGCCCUAGUAGCCACACACCCAUCCUUUCCUCCAGUCCCAGUCACUCCACAACCAUCAUCAGUGGGAUUAAAUGGUUGUUCUGUGUGCAGAGUGAGGAAGAUGUGCCUCCCAGACCUCCUCUACCUCAGCUAUAUAGUCCUGAAGAGCAUCCCCCUGCUGUGCCUCCGUUGCCCCGGGAGACAACAGUGAUCAGACACACAUCUGUACGCGGCCUCAAACGACAGUCAGAUGAACGCAAAAGGGACAGAGAGAUUGGCCAGUACACAAACGGAGACAGCAAGGUGGAGCUUAGACCUUUCCUGAGUGAUCCAGAGCUCAUGGGGGCUGGAGAUGGCUCCAGCCACAUCAGUGUCGUAGUAUCCGGGCAUGGUGGAGGCUACCAGACGCUACCUAGCAGAGGAAUAACUGGCUCCUCCCUUCGGGUAAAUCAGUCUUCGAGCAUCUCCUCAUACGUGACCCUCCGAAGAUCAGCCUCAGCCAUAGGAAUGAAGGAGAGACCAAAAAGUGCCUUGGAGCGUCUGUACUCUGGGGACCCGGCGCAGCAGCAGCAGAGGGGGAAGAUGAGUGCUGAUGAGCAGCUGGAGAGGAUGAAGAGGCACCAGAAGGCCCUCGUCCGCCAGCGCAAACGCACCCUGAGUCACGGAGACCGCCAGGGCUCUUCAUCGCCGCGCACCACAUCCUCACGGCCACUUUCAGCGGACUUGGGAUCAUGGAAGAGAGAGCAGGACUUUGACCUGCAGUUGCUUGAGAGGGCUGUGCAGGGGGAGGAAGCUCAGGGAGUUAGGAGUGUCCAGGGGGAGGAAAGACCUCCUGAGCACAAAGAGAGACCCCGCUCACACUCGGAUGAAUGGCUGACCUUCCGCUCCAUGGCCACAACCCCUCCCACCCAUGAGGUUGAUCUGGAACCACUGGACUAUGACCUGGACCUCAACAAAGAGCUGUCCAAGCCUCAGAAAGUGUUGAUCCCGGAACGCUAUGUGGAUUCAGAGCCGGAGGAGCCACUUAGUCCUGAGGAGGUGGAGGACCGCCAUCGUAAGGUGGAGCGCAUCAAAACCAUCUUGGCAAAGUCCAGUGUGCAAAACCUAGCAGCGACCGUGUCUGUGGACAAGCCAGAGGUGGGGCUGGUGGCACUCGACUCAGCUCUGCAGGAGCAGGAGAGGAUCAUCACCAUGUCGUACGCACUCGCCUCAGAGGCUUCGCUCAAAAGCAAACUAGUCACAGUUCCACCACAGGUUAACAUCCCUAACCCUCCUCCCCCGCCCCCUCCUCCGCCUCCUCCUCUUCCCCCUCUUCCUCCUGCUCCUCCUGUAUCUCUGGCGCCGCCCUCUCCACUAAACAACGGGAUUCACUACACAUUUGUCUAAUCAAAAAAAAAACAAAAAAGCAAACUCAAGCAAUUUCUGGACACUGAGGUGCUAUUUCACAAUGACAACAAACCACUGGAUUCCCCACGAAAAGAGGAUUAUGUUUGAUCUGGGACAUCUUUAUAUACAGCAAUAGAGAAAGAGUAGUAAACAUUUAACUUGCUCUCUGAGGCACACUCAGCAUCGACUCGUUAAAUUGUUUCCAAGACGAUUUUUCUGAGCAGGCUUUGCUAUGCGAGCUGCUGUGCUUAUUAACUAUGGAAGUGUCUAACAAAUGUUAAUCUUCUAUUAAUGAAAAAAAUAAUAUUUUCUACGAGGUACUGCACUUUGAAUUGUACACUGUAUCAUAUUUUCAAGAUAUAUCUGAUUUGCUUUUUCUUGCAGCGCGACUCAAAUGGAAACCUUUUUUUUUUCUUCAGGUACAGAAUGUUAAGAACAAGAGGUACUAAAUGCGUCAUGAUAAUAGUAUUUUUGUCAGUCCUCAGAUAAUAUUCUUACUCCAAACCACUUGAAAUCUCAUACUGUAUGUACCUGUAGCACUGCCAGUCUCCUUUAGGCUUGCCAAAAUGAAUUUUAUUUUUGCUUACAUCAGGAUAAAAAUAACCUUUAACGUAUUUUUUUGUGUGACUUGGGAAGGUUGGGACGCUGGAAAUUUAUAAAAAUGUGAAUAUUAAAGAUAUUAACACAGUA